AUGAUUAGAUGUUGUUUAAUUGGUGGUGAGAGUACCUACAAAACCACAAUAGCAAAAUAUCUAACAGAACAAUUUAAAAAUAGCACCUAUGUUGCUGAAUACGCGAUCGACUACUUUUCGGGUAGAGAUUUACAACAAUCACCUUUUUGUUCAAUUGAUUUUGUAAAUGUAGCAAAAGGUCAAUACGAGUUGGAAGAAUUGGGAUCAAAACAAACAAAAAUAUUAUUUUGUGAUACAAACCCUCUUUGUACUUUGAUUUGGAGUAAAACAUUAAUUGGUUCAUAUGAUAAAGAAAUUGAUAAAUAUAUUUUAAAAUAUGAUAUUUGUUUAUUAUUGGAUUGUCAAGAUGUUGUUUGGGAUGGAGAGGGUGAACUAAGGUUAAUAGAGGACCCAGAAAAUAGAAAACAAUUCCAAAAUCAAUUAAUUGAACAAUUGGAAUCAAGGUCAAUACCCUAUCAUCAUAUCAAAGGAAAAGAUUUAUCAACUAGACAAGAUCAAUUAAAAAAACUAUAUUAA
Messenger RNA from Cavenderia fasciculata, 516 nucleotides. RefSeq lists its product as uncharacterized. NCBI's taxonomy places the organism in Eukaryota, Evosea, Eumycetozoa, Acytosteliales, Cavenderiaceae. Gene Ontology annotation, molecular function: nicotinamide-nucleotide adenylyltransferase activity. The transcript has 4 exons. The record is from RefSeq and is a predicted model, not a curated record. Bases 1 to 516 code for a protein of 171 amino acids.